AUGAAGUUUGCUAAAGUAUUUGAACAAACCCUUGUGGAGGACGAAAUUCCCGAUGAUUGGAUUGAGGCAGCUAUCCAGUACAAAGCACUCAAAAAGUGUAUUGCCCGCGUGGUAGAAGAACUAAACCUUUUAGGUCUUGAGCAAAAUACUCUCAAAGUUCUUUUAGAUCACGUGGAAGUCAAUCAAGACGAAACGACUGCCUCCAAUCCGGUGGUUGCCCAGUAUGUGCUAAAGAAGACAAAAGACUCUAAGGUCAUACCGUCAUUAAAAAUCGUUGUUGACUACAAUGCUGAGCUAACAGACGACUAUAUCAACACCAGUAUCCAGGUGUUGCGAAGCAACUUGGAGCAGAUUGUUCACGGGUUCUCUGACAACGACAUGAAAGAUGAGGAUAGCGAGGAUGAUGAAAACAAUAGCAUCGAAGAGAACGUAUUAAUAUCAAAAACGUCUGUGCAACAGCUUCCAAGCACCGCAGGUUCAUCGGGAAAGAAAUAUCAGAUUUCCAUACGGCUCAACUCUGAUACCAAGUUCUUUUCAAUGUUGAACCAAGAGUUGAAUAACUUGGAUAAGUUCAAGAAGCAGGAGGAAGACAAAAUGAUCCAAGAGAUCCAAAAUGUAGCCGAGACCCUUCAUGAGUUGUCCAGAAAUGAGUCUGUGAAGAAGUCAGAUAUAUAUACCUGGAGAGAGCUAUUCAGGUUGUUCUUAGAUAACGAGAUCUACUUCAAGUACAACGAUUCUACUUAUCAAGCAUCAGAGAAAUCCUUGACCUUGGUGAAAAACAACCUCAAUAAGUACAACGAGAUAGUAACCAAAUCUCGAAUCCUUGACCAAUUCAAGAAUAAGAAGUCUCUUCGAGCAUUCACAAAGUUUCUUCAUGUCAACGAAUAUCUCUUGAAAGUGCUUCAGUUCCAGUCUAUCAACACCACCGCUUUCAGAAAGAUCUUGAAGAAGUUCGACAAGCAGACAUCUCUCAACGUUAAGUCCCGGCUUCCCAAACUCAUCUCCGAUGACCAUGUAUUUUUCACGGGUAAGUCUUUGAGUCAGUCCAUCUGCUAUAUUAUUCAAACUUCUUUGUUGCAAAUAGUUCCGCAACUCGAGGAUUAUACUUGCCCCAUUUGCUUGGAAAUAGCUUUUAAACCCAUCAAGUUGGAGUGUGGCCACCUUUUCUGUGUGCGGUGUUUGGUGAAAAUGAAGCACGAAGAUAAGUUCGACUGUCCCAUAUGUCGAUACGAAAAGGCCGUUUCAUUGGCAGAUGGGAGCAACCUCGACAUGGAAACCAUGCAGAUGAUGCAGAGAAUGUUCCCCAAGGAGGUUAAACAAAAGUUGAGAGAUAGAGAUCAAGAAAGAUACUCCGAAGUGUUUGGAGGUAAUAAGUGUGUAAUGAUGUAG
Yamadazyma tenuis ATCC 10573 is the source of this 1389-nucleotide messenger RNA. It is a transcript of the gene TRY3, whose product is annotated as Try3p. The record is from RefSeq and is a predicted model, not a curated record. NCBI's taxonomy places the organism in Eukaryota, Fungi, Ascomycota, Pichiomycetes, Serinales, Debaryomycetaceae.